UUUCUACCACCAUCACUCCAACCAUUGUUUCAUUUCCCUCUAAGUAUUCAACCCAAUGAGGAAGAAGAAGACAAUGAUGAAACUAAAAAGAAUAAUGACAUGACUUUGGUUCCAGAAGAAGAAGGAUUGAAUUCAAGACUAUUGUACGAUACUGGAGGUAACUUAAGAUACAUUGGUGAAUCAUCUGCUGGUUCAUUCUUACCUCAAUGUCGAAAGGUUUUCCAAAAGAUUUUAGGUAUUUCCAAAUUCACCCAUGAUCCUCAAAGAUUUUUAAUGAUUGACUCACCAGCAACUAGAGGAAUGAGAGUGCCUGUUAAUUUACCACCAAGAGAUUAUGCAAACCAUUUGAUACAGCUGUUCAAAAAAUAUAUCAAUAAUGUGUCCUAUGUUUUCAAUGAAGAAUAUUUCGAAAAGACUCUUAUCGAAACAGUGUUCAAUAAUCCAUUAAAUGCUACCCCAAAACAACUUUGUCUUGUUUAUUUAAUAUUGGCAAUUGGAUCAAUAUUUGCAAAGAUUGAAUUACAAAGAAGUAUUUUCCCGUUUGCUAUAAAUUAUUUUGUUGAACCUCAUGUGUUUUUCGAAAGUGCUCAGCAUUUACUACAAUCAACUUUAAAUGAUUCAAAUCUUUGGCUAGUGGAGACUUAUUAUUUGAUGUAUUUUUAUGAUGAAUUGAACAUGACAAGAAACACAUCAUGGAUAAACUUAGGUACGGCAAUUAGGUAUGCUCAAGGGUUGGGGAUGCAAAGACGAUAUGUCAAUGAAUCAUUCAAAGAUCCAGAAUAUACCCUUCAUAGGCGGAAAUUAUUUAGAAGUUUGUACAUUGCUGAUCGGUUAUGUGCAAUUCAUUUGGGGAGAUCGUUAACAAUAAAUGAUGUGGAAUGGGAUGAUAAAAACUCAUUGAAUCAGUUCAAUGACUUACAAAAUGAAAUGCUAAAAGUUUGCUUAUUAAAUGGGAAAAUCUUGACAAAAGUUUAUCAUAAUCCAGCAAUUGGUAUGAAGAAUGCUUUGAAGCUAGCUAUUGAAUUGAAGAUCUUUACAGUGAAUAGUUCAAUCAGUAAGAGCUUGAGUUUACAAAACACAUUGAAGUAUAAUGAUAAUCAUGGUUUGUUAUGGCUACAUAUAAAUCAUUUAGACGGGAUUAUAUUAUUGGCAAGACCUUUUUUCUUUUUCAUAAUUUUGAUAAAGUUGAAAUUUAUCAAAUUUGAUGAAGAAUCUAAGAAUUAUUCAAAUUUGAGGAAUUUCUAUCAAUCAUGUAUCAAGGCUUCAUUAUUGACUAUUAAAUUGAUUGAAUUCUAUUUUGUUAACAAUUUACAUCCAUUGAAAGGUUAUACAAUAAUUUCAUGCAGUUUCCAUGCAGGUUUAAUCAUUGGUAUGAUUUUAUUGCUUCAAUCUCAAAACAUUGAUGACAAUUUGUUUGAUUCAAAAGCAAAUGUCAAUGGUGGUGAAAGCUCAAAAGUUGUUUGCAUUAGUGCAAUGAAUUCCACAAUAUCUGUACUAAGACAUUAUGGUGCAAUUGACCCAACUUCUAAAAGAUAUGGUGAAAUAUUGUCAAAUAUGAUGGAUGCUACAAAA
Hansenula anomala is the source of this 1572-nucleotide messenger RNA. RefSeq names its product fungal specific transcription factor domain-containing protein. The transcript has a single exon. Gene Ontology annotation, biological process: DNA-templated transcription. NCBI's taxonomy places the organism in Eukaryota, Fungi, Ascomycota, Saccharomycetes, Phaffomycetales, Wickerhamomycetaceae. The record is from RefSeq and is a predicted model, not a curated record. Gene Ontology annotation, molecular function: zinc ion binding; DNA binding. The annotation marks the transcript as partial.